AUGUCCGGUCGCUGCACUAUGGUUUCGACGAUCGCCUUUGUCGCACUCACCAAUGGCAUGCCCAUCGUCACAGACAUCGCCGAUACUCAUCACGAUAUGCUUUCUCAUCUUCCUUCAACUAGGAUCGCGCCGAGUUCUAACAAUAUUGUUCAGCGCUCCGCCUGCGAAUCCGACGCAGACAGCAGCAGCAUGUCCCGCGACUGCCCCCACGCCAUCAACUCUGCCCUGCGCGCUUCCAUAGCCCUUUUCAGUCUUUUCAUCCUGCUGGUCCUGAUUCACGUCUGGCAAGCGGCGAAAUACAACAGAAUUCAUACAAACUUGCCAUCUCUCUUCACUUCCUCCCACUUCUAUCUAGUGCAACGCAACGCAGCCACUUACACCAUGCCCGCCAACAUCGUCGCCCGCAUCGCCGCCCGCCGCGCUGCCACCUUUUCCACAUCUGCGCGCGCCCUGAAGCCGUCUGCCGAAUCUGGUGUCGACAUGGGCGGCCCUUCUGGGAGCUCUUGGGCAUGGCGCAACCUCUCGCCCAAGACGCGCCAGUACGUCAAGAUGGGCGCCGCGACCUGCGUCGCCACCGAUGCCUUUGUCUUGUACAAUUACCCCGACUGGGUUGGUGUGAAGAAGGCUUCCGCGUGA
Messenger RNA from Beauveria bassiana ARSEF 2860, 636 nucleotides. RefSeq lists its product as uncharacterized. The transcript has 2 exons. Lineage: Eukaryota; Fungi; Ascomycota; Sordariomycetes; Hypocreales; Cordycipitaceae. The record is from RefSeq and is a predicted model, not a curated record. The coding region runs from base 1 to 636 and encodes 211 amino acids.